AUGCUUCUCAAAGAGAUAUCCAUAAUAUUUGCUCUAGUUGCUACUGUUCGUGCUGUGGUAAUAACUUCUACACUAGUGACCAACGUGGCAGGGGUACCUACUACUCAUGUAACUAUUUUCGAUCCGGCUGCCACCACUACUCCUGCAGCGGUAGCCGGUAAUCCUGGAGCCGCAGCUGAUGUUGGGGCAGCACCUGGUGGUGGUGCCCGUCCUGGUAAUGCUGGAGAUGCUCCCACCCAUUCUGUUUCUGCGGUAACUACUCCAACCGAACCGAUAGUGAAUUCCAAUAAUGCUCCUGACCCUUCUACUACUAUGAACACUUUAGACAGCGUUCCUACAGAUCAGAUUGACUUGUAUGUGACCUUUGUAACAGAUGGUGUUACGACGACUGCUUUGAGAGAUCCUACACUUAUAUGGUACACUUUUUUAAUUGAUGGCAAAUCGCAAGGUAUAAAGAGUGCGUACCACCAGUACUUCACUAGUCAGUAUAACAGCGUUGAAACACCAAGUUCAGGAUCUAUUGGAUUGGGCUCGAUUCAGGGCGCUGUAGGGUCAGUCAAAGCACCUACAAUCACUACUUUGACUGAUUCUAGUGUUGGCGGACAGCAUGCCUUGUCGCCACAUAUAGGCUCACUGUCAUUUAUACUGCUAGCCUUAAUCGGUUUAUUGUAA
Molecule: messenger RNA, 672 nt
Organism: Eremothecium cymbalariae DBVPG#7215
Lineage: Eukaryota; Fungi; Ascomycota; Saccharomycetes; Saccharomycetales; Saccharomycetaceae
Gene: KRE1
Product: Kre1p
Exons: 1
Coding region: 1-672 (223 amino acids)
Biological process (GO): fungal-type cell wall organization
Source: RefSeq, a predicted model, not a curated record